AUGGCGCUCGACAACAAGACCACUGACAUUGAGCAUAUUACCUCCAGCUUGCCUAGCCUUGGGGCGAGCUGCAAUAGCUCCCAGGAUGACGAACGAGAUGUUGAAAAGGCACUGUCAACGCUUGAGGAGAAAGGUGGCACAACCACCACAGUGGAGACUACGACAGACGAUUCAAAUGUGGUUGACUGGGAUGGGCCCAAUGAUCCAGAGAACCCAUUGAAUUGGCCUGCACGGAGAAAGUGGACAAACGUUGCGCUGCUGUCUUUUAUCACCCUUUUGACACCUUUUGGUUCGUCGAUGUUUGCACCGGCUGUACCUCAAGUGAUGAAAGACUUCCACUCCAACAGUGAAGACCUGGCAUCGUUCUCGGUAUCUGUCUAUGUUCUUGGGUAUGCCUUUGGUCCGCUCGUUAUAGCUCCGAUGAGCGAGUUGUACGGGCGACUGCCAGUCUACCAUACCAACACAUUUCUCUUCAUGGUCUUCACUUUCGCCUGUGGCAAGUCGACAAACUUGUCGAUGCUGAUUGUCUUCCGUUUUAUGGCUGGUCUUGUGGGUUGUUGUCCCUUGACCGUCGGAUCUGGCUCCAUAGCAGAUACCUUCAGGCAAGACCAGCGCGGGAAGGUGAUGAGUAUCUGGACCUUUCCGAUCCUGUUUGGACCGAGUUUGGGUCCCAUCGUGGGAUCAUAUCUCUCUGAAGCGGCUGGAUGGCAGUGGGAUUUCUAUCUUCUCACGAUUUGCACGGCAGCCAUGUUCGCCGUGGCCCUUAUCGUCCAAAGAGAAACCUACCCACCCAUUCUACUGGAGAGAAAAGCCAAGCGACUCCGAAAGGAAACAGGCAACGACAAACUCCGGUCGGCGCUUCAGUCUUCCAGGACAGCCUCACAAUUGUUUUUCCUGAGCGUGAUCCGCCCAACCAAAAUGCUGUUUCUUUCACCAAUCAUAUUUUGUCUCUCCCUAUACAUCGCGGUCGUGUAUGGAUAUCUUUAUCUGUUGUUCACAACGAUGACGUCCAUCUUCCGUGAUCAAUACGGUAUCAGUGCAAGUAAUGUGGGCCUUGUCUUUUUGGGCAUCGGUCUCGGUCAGUUUAUCGGCCUGUUACUCUUCGGUGCAUAUUCCGAUAAACUGCUGAAGAAGUUGGCCAAAGGUGGCGAGAUGAAGCCUGAGUACCGGUUGCCAUUGCUUUGGCCUGGCGCGAUCGCCGUGCCUAUUGGUCUUCUUGUGUACGGCUGGACUGCCCAGUACAAGGUGCAUUGGAUAGUUCCGAUCCUGGGGACGGUUCUGCUUGGAGGAGGGAUGGUCGGGACAUUUAUGUCAUUGUCGAUAUACCUGGUUGACGCGUACACGCUUUAUGCAGCCAGCGCGAUGGCGGCUAACACGGUUCUUCGCAGCCUUGGGGGCGCAUUUCUCCCUCUAGCGGGACCAGCCAUGUACAAUUCCCUUGGGCUCGGAUGGGGCAACAGCUUACUUGCAUUCAUAUCGUUGGGCAUGUCGCCGAUGAUAUGGGUCUUCUUGAAGUACGGCGAGAGGAUCAGGACCCAUCCGAAGUUCCAGUUGAACCUUUGA
Cladophialophora psammophila CBS 110553 is the source of this 1563-nucleotide messenger RNA. RefSeq lists its product as uncharacterized. The coding region runs from base 1 to 1563 and encodes 520 amino acids. The record is from RefSeq and is a predicted model, not a curated record. Gene Ontology annotation, molecular function: transmembrane transporter activity. Lineage: Eukaryota; Fungi; Ascomycota; Eurotiomycetes; Chaetothyriales; Herpotrichiellaceae. Gene Ontology annotation, biological process: transmembrane transport. The transcript has 6 exons.